This is a messenger RNA of Aureobasidium musti, 1392 nucleotides long. The record is from the annotation of a GenBank genome assembly. NCBI's taxonomy places the organism in Eukaryota, Fungi, Ascomycota, Dothideomycetes, Dothideales, Saccotheciaceae.
AUGCUUUCAGGAUCUAGAACCGCUUUGAGAGCUUCUGCUCAAGCUUCCAAGCUUCGCCUGCAACUGCAGUCCAGCAUCAGAGCCGCUUCGGCCUGGUCGCAAGUGCCCCAGGGACCUCCUGCCAUUCUUGGUAUCACCGAGGCCUUCAAGGCUGACAGCCACCCUGAGAAGAUCAACCUCGGUACGAAACAGCUACGCAACCAAGAAAAGACAACAUCUGACCAUUCAAANGGUGUUGGUGCAUACCGUGACGACCAGGGCAAGCCCUACGUCCUGCCCUCGGUGAAGGAGGCUGAGCAAAGAGUCGUCAAGAAGAACCUCGACAAGGAAUACGCUGGCAUUACUGGUGUGCCCGACUUCACCAAGGCCGCCGCUGUCCUCGCAUACGGUCCCGACUCUGCACCUCUCAAGGAGGGCAGAAUUGUCAUCACCCAGUCCAUCUCUGGUACUGGUGCCCUCAGAAUUGGCGGUGCGUUCCUCGAGCGCUUCUACCCCGGCGACAAGACCAUCUACAUCCCCAACCCCAGUUGGGCCAACCACAAUGCCGUCUUCAAGGACUCAGGCCUCAAGGUUGAGAAGUACCGCUACUACAACAAGGACACCAUCGGUCUCGACUUCGAGGGUAUGGUCGAGGACAUCAAGAAGAUGCCCAAGGGCAGCAUUGUCCUCCUCCACGCUUGCGCUCACAACCCCACUGGUGUCGACCCCACUGAGGAGCAAUGGCGCUCUCUGAGCGAUGUCAUCAAGGAGAACGGCCACUACCCCUUCUUCGACAUGGCAUACCAGGGCUUCGCCAGUGGUAACACUGACAAGGAUGCCUUCCCCAUUCGCCACUUCAUCAAGGAGGGUCACCAGAUCUCUCUCUGCCAGAGUUUCGCCAAGAACAUGGUCAGUCUUCUUGGAAAUCUGUACAACGAUUUGCGCAUACUGACAUUAUCUAGNGGUCUCUACGGUGAGCGUGUUGGUGCCUUCUCCAUUGUCUGUGCCGACGCAGACGAGAAGAAGCGUGUCGACUCCCAGAUCAAGAUCCUGGUCCGUCCUCUCUACUCCAACCCUCCUGUCCACGGUGCCCGUGUUGCUUCCACCAUCUUGAACGACCCUGAGCUCAACAAGCAAUGGUUGGGUGAGGUUAAGGGUAUGGCUGACCGUAUCAUCACCAUGCGUGCUCUCCUCAAGGAGAACCUCGAGAAGCUCGGUAGCAAGCACGACUGGAGCCACAUCACCAGCCAAAUCGGCAUGUUCGCCUACACUGGUCUCAAGCCUGAGCAGAUGGACGCCCUGGCCAAGGAGCACAGCGUCUACGCUACCAAGGACGGCAGAAUCUCCGUUGCUGGUAUCACCUCCGCCAACGUCAAGCGUCUUGCCGAGUCCAUCUACAAGGUCACCGGUUAA